Molecule: messenger RNA, 3006 nt
Organism: Closterium sp. Naga37s-1
Lineage: Eukaryota; Viridiplantae; Streptophyta; Zygnematophyceae; Desmidiales; Closteriaceae
Source: the annotation of a GenBank genome assembly
AUGGCGGUUGGAUCUGAACAGCAACGAGUGGGAGCAGCUGAACCUCAAGGGCGCCCCCUCGCCCCGCUCCGGCCACCGCAUGGUGAGGCCACCGCAUGCUACUUCAACGACCUGCAUGUGUUGGACCUCAACGACAUGAAGGCACGUGCCCUUGCACCCUUGGCCCCUGCUGCUCCUUCAACUCGUUGGUGCGAGGUGAAACCCAAGCCGGGGGCGGCGUGGCCCUCCCCCCGCAGUGCCUUCCAGUUCGCCGCCCACCAGGACGAGGUGUAUGUGUACGGGGGCUACUUCAAGGAUCACGCCAAGGACGCGGAUGGCAAGGACAAGGGCGUCGUGCUCUCCGACCUCUGGCUGCUCGACCCGCGCUCCUUCGAGUGGAACAAGGUAAAGCGGCUGGGGUCGCCACCGAGUGCGAGGGCGGGCUUCUCCCUGGCGGUGCACCGCAGCCGUGCCAUUCUCUUUGGGGGCGUCAUGGACCGCGAGGAGAAAGGUAAGCUCGCCCCCCCGCCCUUGCCAUUCCCCCCCCCGCCCUUGCCAUCCCCCCCCCCACACUUGCCAUUCCCCCCCCGCCCUUGCCAUCCCCCCCCCCCCGCCUUGCCAUCCCCCCCCCCACCCUUGCCAUUCCCCCCCCGCCCUUGCCAUUCCUCCCCCCGCCCUUGCCAUUCCCCCCCCCGCCCUUGCCAUUCCCCCCCCCUCGCCCUUGCCAUUCCCCCCACGCCCUUGCCAUUCCCCCCCCGCCCUUGCCAUUCCCCCCCCGCCCUUGCCAUUCCUCCCCCCGCCCUUGCCAUUCCCCCCCCCGCCCUUGCCAUUCCCCCCCCCCUCGCCCUUGCCAUUCCCCCCACGCCCUUGCCAUUCCCCCCCCGCCCUUGCCAUUCCCCCCCCGCCCUUGCCAUUCCCCCCCCGCCCUUGCCAUUCCCCCCCCGCCCUUGCCAUCUUCUCCCCGCCGAUGCCCCCUCCCCCCCGCCCUUGCCCUCUCCCCUCUGCUCACUCUCAUUCGGCCACCUUCCCUCGGUUCACGUCUCCUCUGCCAAACCUCCCACAACACCAUUUCUUGUUGCUCUUACACCUGCUGCUACCCCUCCUCCUCCUCCUCCGGUCCUCCCACCCGGCCCCCCAUGGUGCAGGCGGCGAUGUGCUGCGCAGCACGUGUCUGGGCGACAUGGUUGCCUUCCACAUGCACUCGCGCCGCUGCUUCCCCCUCCUCCUGCGCUCCCAGCAACAGGCCCGGGCGGCUGCCAGGAAGGCAGAGGUGAGCCAGCAGAGAGGGAGGCAGAAGAGAUAGUGGAAGGAGGGAGGCAGUCCACCCCUCCACUUGUAUUUGCCCCCCUCCACCACAUUUGCCCCUGUCGACCCCCUCUCUCCACUUCUCCACCCCUCGUUUCCCCUCUCCACCCCUCUUUUCCCCUCUCCACCCCUCUUUUCCCCUCUCCACCCCUCUUUUCCCCUCUCCAUCCCUCCUUUCCCCUUUCCACCCGCCUUUGCCCCUUCCUACCCCUAUUUGCCCCUCGAACCCCUGUCGGCCAGCCAAAUGCAGGCAGUGCAGCAACGAGCGGCACACAGGCAGAUGGGGAGGAGGUGGAGGGCGAGAGUGACGAGGAGACGGAGGGGAGGAAGAGCAGGCAGGCAGGCAAUGAUGGUGAGAGCGAGGAGGAGGAGGAGGAGGUGACUGGGCGAAGGAAACAGAGACUGAAGCGGAAGGAGAGGAAGGGGGCCAAGUCGAAAGCAGCAGCUGCUGCAGCUGCAGCAGCAGGGGCGCAGGUGGAGUACGAUGGAGGCGAGGAGGAGUGGGAGGGGUGGGAGGAGGAGGAGGAGGAGGAGGCGGGGGAUGGCAGUGGGGGUGCGAGGGGGGGCGAGCAGGCGAUUGGCGGCACUGCAGCAGAGGGGAGUGCAGCACUGGGCGUGGAGGGAGGGGCAGGCAGCGGGGAUUGCGAGAUGGGUGAGGCGGGAGGGGUGGACGUGAGCAGGCAGGGGGCGGCAGAGGCAGAGGGGAGGGGCAGUGAGGGCGGAGAAUUAGCAGCAGGGAGGGCAAGGGAAGGGAGUGGCGGUGAGGUGGAGGGCGGGUUGCAGAGACUGAGCCUUGAGAGUGGCAGCGAGGUCGGCGGUGUGGGCGAUGAGGGCAGGCAGGAGGAUGCUGAGGGUAGCCAAGCGAAAGGGGCAGAUGAGGCAGGGGGGGAUGAGACAGGGGGAGGCGGAGAGGCAGCAGGGGAAGGGAAGGAGAGGAAGGAGGGGGAGGGGGGCGGGAAGGGGGAGCGAGGGGAGGCGCCGUGCAGCCGCAUGAAUGCGGGGCUGGCGGUGGGUGGCAACACGCUGUACCUGUGGGGGGGUGCCAAGGAGGUGGGCGACCGCGAGGUGACUCUGGACGACCUCUUCAGCCUCAACCUCUCCAAGCUCGACCACUGGACGUGCCUUCACAAGGGGUCAGAGAGCACAUGGGUGGAGGUGGCGGAGGAGGAGGAGGACGAUGAGGAGGAGAGCGGCCAUGAGGAGAGUGGGGAGGAAGAGGAGGACGAGGAUGAGUCGAGCGACGAUGAGACUUCAGCCAAGGCCACGGGCGGCGCCGCCACGGCGUCGGAGCUGGCAGCGGCGCUUCUGAGGGGCGAGGCUCCUGCGGGCGGCAAGCGCCAGCUGUCGCGCAAGGAGAGGCGGGCGGAGAUUGACCGGAUUCGCGCGGAUCUGGGGCUUGCAGACACGGCGAGGACGCCCAUUGUGAGUCGCGAGUCACAGGACUCCAUUCAGUGCCUGCACUUUGCCUGCCCCGGAGCACACGAGGUGCACCCCAUGGGGUUGAUUGCGUUCCUCAUCCUCCUGCCCCUCCCCCCCUCCGUGCCCCAGGAGCUGUGCAAGGAUGGCUUUGAGCUCUGUGAGGCGCGCUACCGCGACCUGCUGCCCGUCCUCACUGAGCUUGAGAAGCUGGAGGCCGAGCAGAAGGCGGAAGAGGAGGCAGAAGCGGCGUCCAACAAGAGCAAGGGGAAGAAGGAGAAGGGCAGGCCGGCAGCACGCAGAUGA